This is a messenger RNA of Engraulis encrasicolus (European anchovy), 2918 nucleotides long. RefSeq lists its product as uncharacterized. Bases 36 to 1364 code for a protein of 442 amino acids. Lineage: Eukaryota; Metazoa; Chordata; Actinopteri; Clupeiformes; Engraulidae. The transcript is spliced from 10 exons. The record is from RefSeq and is a predicted model, not a curated record.
ACAAGUCACAACACCAACCCUGAAAGCGCCUGACCAUGUCAUCUAAACAUACACAGCAGAGCGUGGCGCCCGACGAGUGCAGCCUGUCGAGCCAGCAGACCGACCCCGACCAACCCCACAAGAAGAAACAGCUCGCCUUCUGGUGGCCGAGUCGUGUAUCUGCCACAAGCACCAAGGAAGUCAUAGGAGAGAUACAUGACGAGAGCCACCAGAAGGACGCCAAUAACGAAGCGCUCGGACUGGAGAUGGAGGAGGCCCUGGCUUCCAUUAGAGAGAACUCGGAGGAAUUGGAUAACCAGUCUGCAGACCCUCCUUCAGAGGCAGUGGUGCAGGCAUUUAAAACUAUUUACGAACGGGAGAAGAGAUUAAGGCUCUUAGGCCACGAGUCUGUCCUGUUGACAUCGUUAGAGACGAACUCCAGUUCUCAACAUAACAGGCGGAUGUCGGGUUAUGAUGAGGUUGGUUUCCAGAAAUUUCUCUCCAAAGUGACAAACAGCAAAAAGUUCACCUCAUUUCUGAGAGGUGAUCUAGCGCCUGAGUCUGACGCCCAGUUCUUCAGGAAUCUGAACCGCGUCCUGUACUCCCAGGACAUUCCCGUGACGGCACAGAGGGAGAUCACAAUGUAUUACCACAGGAAGACUUUAAAGCAGGCGCUGUGUGAGGUACCCAAACACAUGCGGCUGAGCAACGUUCUUAAGUACUACACCAAGGGAGCUAACCUGAUGGGCCUGCACUCCAAACAACUGCUCCGAUUCCUCCUGGAGUACGUGCAAGGGAACAAUGACAGCCCAUACUCCAUUAAGCCGUCCCUGAGGGAGAACUACCGGCCGCGCACCAGGUCCCUCAGCUCUCCCAAGAUGCAUCACGCCAUGUUCACCAAGACCACAAAGACCCUGGAGAUGCAACGCUACAUUAGACAGGUGCCCGGCAAACAAGAAAGGGUGGAGACUUUGGCGUUGGUUACGCCAGUGAAAGUUAAGGUCCUGCUCAACGUGCACAACAGAGAAAAGCUGACCUACAAUGACAUCGACCAUAUUAGGACAGAGGCGCGUGCGGGGCUGAGCGUGUGCCUGCGCACCCUGAUGGCCUCCAAGCGUUGGGAGGCGCUGCACUCGUGGGCGUUGCUGCUGAGUCGCUACCCAGACGUCCUGCGCUUCCCCACCUUCCCCGAGACCUGCGGCACCUACAGCUGGACCUGGAGCGGCCGCCACGAUACGCUGGACAUGUGGCAGCUGGUGGAGGAGGUGGUGGAAGAGGAGGAGGAGGAGGAGGAGGAGGAGGAGGAGAAAGAGGAGGAGGAGGAUGCUGGAGGUCUGGGAACUAGUGCAGGAGGUGAUGGAGGAGGUGGAGGAGGAAGGGGGUAAUGGCUCUGCGUCCCCGCCCUCCCCUUGCACCACGGGACAGAGGAGCAGACUGCCGUGACAUGCUGGACACGUGGGAACUAGUGGAGGACGUGGUGGAGGAGGCCCCCAAUGGAACUGCGCCUCCACCCUCACCUGCAUCUCACUAACGCCAUGCGCAGGUCCCCUUGAGACAGUAGAGAAGACCCAACUGCAUGCACCACACCAAUAUGACAUAUGACAAGGUCUCUAUCAUAUGAUGCAGAUAUAUACAGAUAUGGUGGAACGAGGUAGGAAGUGCCAUCCCCUUCGCCUGCACCCGGUUUAAUGCACAGGCUAGAUUUGGCUGCAGCCUAGGGCCCUGCACCUGCCAGGGGCCCCCAUCACUGACUAGAUAUGGCUGCAACCUAGGGCCCCCCACCACAUGCUAAAUAUGGCGGCAGGCUAGGGCCCCCUCCAAAGACUAGACAUGGCUGCAGCCUAGGCCCCCCACCACAGACUAGACAUGGCUGCAGCCUAGGGGGGGCACCACAGGCUAGAUUUGGCUGCAGCCUAGGGGCCCACACCACAGGCUAGAUAUGGCUGCAGCCUAGGGCCCUGCACCUGCCAGGGGCCCCCAUCACAGGCUAGAUAUGGCUGCAGCCUAGGGCCCCCCACCACAGGCUAGAUAUGGCUGCGGCCUAGGGGCCCCACCACAGGUUUGGCUGCAGCCUAGGGGGCCCCCACCACAGGCUAGGGGCCCCCACCACAGGCUACAUAUGGCUGCAGCCUAGGGGCCCCCACCUGCCAGUUGCCCCCCUCAGGCUAGAUAUGGCUGCGGCCUAGGGGCCCCACCACAGGCUAGAUAGGGGCCCCCACCACAUACUACAUAUGGCUGCAGCCUAGGGGCCCCCACCUGCCAGGGGGCCCCCACAGGCUAGAUUUGGCUGCAGCCUAGGGGCCCCCACCACAGGCUAGAUAUGGCUGCAGCCCAGGGUCCCCCACCAUGGCUGUAGCAUAGGGGCCCCCAACACAGGCUAGAUAUGACUGCAGCCUAGGGGGCCCCACCACAUGCUAGAUAUGGCUGCGGCCUAGGGCCCCCCAUCACAGGCUAGAUAUGGCUGCAGCCUAGGGGCCCCAACAUAGGCUAGAUAUGACUGUAGCCUAGGGGCUCCCACCACACACUAGAUAUGACUGCAGCCUAGGGGGUCCUAACUCCCAAGCCAUUUUAAUCCGGCCCUGCCUGAACCCUACUCGCCAUGGGCGGACCAGACACCUGAAAUUAUGCACAACAGUUGACUCCCACAAAAAAGGGGAGGCGCCGCACCCUCCACACCCACUCCUGCCUGAUUCCCACUCCGCUAUGCACAAGUCAAGUCAUCGACAGGCCAUAUGACAACAUGCAGCUCUGUGGAAAGUAUGACAAACAGAAACCGUGUCUGUGACACCACUGCAUACUUACAGUAGAGGAGGCUACAACACCCCCCACCCUUCCUGGAGCCCCACUCGGCAAUAUCCAAGUCAUCACCACAAGCUGUCUAAGGGCAGACUGAAACAAACAAAGAAUGAAUUCAUUAAAAAAAGAAAACUAUUACGAAA